Kickxella alabastrina is the source of this 1789-nucleotide messenger RNA. RefSeq lists its product as uncharacterized. The transcript has a single exon. Gene Ontology annotation, cellular component: membrane. Bases 67 to 1692 code for a protein of 541 amino acids. Gene Ontology annotation, biological process: transmembrane transport. The record is from RefSeq and is a predicted model, not a curated record. Lineage: Eukaryota; Fungi; Kickxellomycota; Kickxellomycetes; Kickxellales; Kickxellaceae.
GCAUUCGUUUUUAUUAUUUUCUUUCAAUUGUUUAUCAACAACUAUUUUUUUCUACGUAUCACAAACAUGGCAGGAAUCGCAGCUCUCAGCGAGCUACACCGGUGGAUGGCUGGACUGCAGUGGCAUGCAACGUCGGUUUCCAUCAGCUCCAGCAUUUUGGGCGAGAAACCCUCAGAUCCCAACAAGCCAGAUGCACCGCUGACGUGGAUUAAUGUGGGAAUAGCAGCCCUUAUGUUGCUUUUCAACAUUGCGCUGUCAAUGUGGUUUGGCCUGGGCCUCAGCACAAGUCUAAUAGUGGCGGCAACACGCUGCGUAGUGCAGCUAACAUUGCUGGGGAUGCUGCUGAAAGAGAUAUUUCUCACAGAAAACCCCAUAUACAUAUUCGGUAUGGCCCUGGUUCUUGGCGUGAUGGCAGCCUUUGAGGUGACAUAUUGGCGAUCAAAGCGCCGGUUUCCUUGGAUGUACCUGGGCACUAUGCUGUCUAUAACAGGCAGUGCGUUUGUGGUGGCGUUAUUUGGCAACGCGUACGCGCUCAAUAUGAGUCCGUCAUAUACGGCGGUUAAAUUCAUCCCGACGAUCGGCAUGUUAUUUGGCAAAUGCAUGAUUGGAGUGUCCAUUGGUAUGGGCUCAGUGAUGGAUUCGCUGGAUUCGCAUCGUGACCGGGUCGAGACAGCGCUGGUAUUUGGCGCAUCGCGAUGGGAAUCCACCAAACCUGUGGUCGUCGAGGCUCUGAGAAGCGCGCUUUUGCCUACUAUUACCAAUAUGGGAAUCACAGGGUUGAUCUCGAUUCCUGGCAUGAUGACUGGCUGGAUCCUCGGUGGCGCAGAUGUCAUGGAGGCUGCUCGGUACCAGCAGGUCAUUAUGUUUAUGAUCUCGGCGUCAACAGCUAGCAGCACGGUGAUAUCAGUUAUGUUUUGCACAUUCAUGCUGGUUGACGCCUCACCCAUGCUUAGGCUUGACCGUAUGGCUACUACGGGAGCGAUGGGAAGCUUGUCAAACGGCGGCAGUAAUGGAUCAAAUGACAAAUCGCAGGUCUCACUUCGCAUGACCCAGAUGCGCUCUAACUUCCGACCAAAGUCCGAUAUGCACAUAAGCAAGCCAAGCGGCGCAUCGCCAGCAUUGUCCAUUAAAAGCUCCGAUACGCGUAUGGGUCCUGGUGCAAAUUUCAGGACGCACAGAGCCUCUCAAGGGCCAGUCAAGGCAAAAAGCACGUCUCUGCUACAGAUUCCACAGCAUCCACAGGCUGUAGACACCGCUGAUAUCGAGGAUCUGGCUGCGCAAUGCCGCCAAAGGUGUGGAGACAAGUGGAAAGUGUGGAUGUCGCCGAACGAUGGAAUGCCUGUGCUAGAAUAUGCUCAGGUUGGUGAUGGAUCGUGGACGGGUAACUGGUGUGCGUGCUGCCCGUUGCGUGCCAGAAUGCAGGACCAGGAGGGCGAUUCCCAGAUACAGGGUGUUGGUAGCAGCCGUAAUGCGCCAAUUGAGUGCUACGGAUUUUACGAAGACCCUACUGAUAUUACGAUUCCGCAUCCGCCAUCACUGAUGAGCGUUAUCCCGGGUGCAUCCGGAUCGCAGCAGCAGCGACUGCGCCGUUUGUCGGAUGGCCCGGGGCGCAAGACCAAGCGGUUUGUAAAGGGCAGCGGCAGAAACUCGACUGGGAAAACGAGUGAGCCAGAUAAUAAUGGAUCCGUUUAGUCCAUUCUAUUUUUGUCAGCAUGGUUUUUGUUGACGAUAAUUUUGACAAUGUAUCGAAUCUUUUAUUAAAUUGAUCUCCAAAAAACAGAUAUUUGCA